AUGUCCUGGUCAGAACAAUUUCGCUAUGGCUCAUGCGGCCAUUACCUCCGCGAGAACUCGCCCUGCCCAACACAACAAGACAGCCACCGAUACGCCCACAACUUUACUGGGGCUUCAAACAGCGGCAUUGACCACAGCGCUCCUACCACGCGUAGCGACAGCACUGGCAGGAGUAGCAGCAACACGAGCAAUGGUGCUAACUCAUUCACACCACCAACAUCCGACGACUCAAACGACAGCUCCAUACCAUGGCAAUACCGACAUCGAGAGGACACUCUUUCUAAUCCGUUGCCUCAAGCUAGAACAGCCAUUAGUCUGCGCUACGAGGCAGCUGAGAAGCGGCGUAGUGCGCCGCCAGAUUCCCAUGGAACUCCGAUUGACUAUGGGCGCUCACUGCGCAACAAGACAGGCCAGGUGUACCACAACCGCUUGAGGAGGAUCCAGGAGCGAGUAGCAGAGGCGUUCGGUCUGACUUGGGUGAAAGUGAAUGCGUUGAUGUUGAACGCACAAGGCGAGCAGGCCCGAGGUCGUAGCGAGGCAGCGAGUUACAGUCAUACAUAG
This is a messenger RNA of Parastagonospora nodorum SN15, 561 nucleotides long. RefSeq lists its product as hypothetical. The record is from RefSeq and is a predicted model, not a curated record. The transcript has 2 exons. Bases 1 to 561 code for a protein of 186 amino acids. Lineage: Eukaryota; Fungi; Ascomycota; Dothideomycetes; Pleosporales; Phaeosphaeriaceae.